Messenger RNA from Brassica oleracea var. oleracea, 1047 nucleotides. RefSeq lists its product as uncharacterized. The record is from RefSeq and is a predicted model, not a curated record. The transcript has a single exon. Bases 521 to 928 code for a protein of 135 amino acids. Lineage: Eukaryota; Viridiplantae; Streptophyta; Magnoliopsida; Brassicales; Brassicaceae.
GAGCUGUUAUUUGGUCAGAAAGAAGAUGAGAGAUAAAUAGCAACGCUCAGGUGUUGUAAAUACAACCUCUUGUCCAUCUCUAUCCUUCCACCCAACUCAAUGAACUCAUCCUCUUAUCUUAUAAAAGUCAGCCUCUAAUUAUCUUCUAAUUUCCCCAAAAAUAAUCAUAUAAUUUUCAUUUUCUCUAUUUUUUGGAAGAAUAUUCCCCUUUUCCAAUUUUUUUUUCUUCAAGAAACUCCUUAUCUUGUCGUCUUUUAUCAUCAAAUGCACAUACAUACACUUCACACAUACACGCUUACAUGAUAUGUAUACGCGCUUACAUUUAUGUAUAUAUAUAGAGAGACACACAAACACACACUUGCUUGUUAGAUUGUUUAUACUUAAUAUCUCACCUUCUUGUGGUUACUCUCUCACUUUUAGGGUUUUUACUUUCUUGUGGGUCUCUUUUGUUGGGUCUCUUUGUUUCUUCUUCGGGUUCACUUCUAUAUAGACCACUAAAAAGAGUUGUAAUUGUAUACAAAUGGAGUCUGGAAAGAGCUUUGGAACCGAAGACGUUUCUCGCAGCUGUGAAUCUGGAUGGACAAUGUAUUUAGCCUCACAUUCUCAUGAUCCUGAUGACGACUGUUACUAUGAAGAUGGUGAUGACGAGGAUAGCGAUGGUGGUGAGUCAAUGGACUCUGAUGCAUCUUCUGGUCCCAUGGAAGCGACAUCAACUCUCAAACUUCCUCAAGAUACUGAGGAGCAAAACUCAAUAAAGAAAAAGAAGAAGGCUAAUGAAGAGAUGGUUUUGGUGGAGACUAGGGUUCACAACAACAAUCAUGAUGACGAUGCUUAUGAUAAUGAUGAUGUUUAUAAUCAUGAUGAUGGUAAUGAUAGCUACAGUGCAGUUCAUAGCUACGUCGGUGCAGUUAGACGAGGGUUUGUUUGAAUUUAUUGACUUUAUGUUAUUUAAUUUAUGUUCCAGUGUUUUCAUUUUACAUGAUCAAAUGCUAUGUCCUUUGUUUACGUUUUUGUUUUAAUGAUGGAAAUGUAUCUUCUUCCUGAUGA